Molecule: messenger RNA, 714 nt
Organism: Dibothriocephalus latus
Lineage: Eukaryota; Metazoa; Platyhelminthes; Cestoda; Diphyllobothriidea; Diphyllobothriidae
Source: the annotation of a GenBank genome assembly
AUGCUAGAACUGCACAAACCUGGGGCAGCCAAGUUUCCACGCUACGCAGUAGAGUACCAUUCAAGGUGCUGUCCCAUUGGGUACAAGGAGUACAAGUUCCGAUACGAUCUACUCAUUACCGAGUUUAAGGUCGAACUUUUAAAGGACGCAGAAAUGGGUCGCGAUACAUACUUUCACGCCAUAAUCCUACCAGUUUCCUGCUAUGCCGCUGAACUCGAGAAGUCUACUUCGACGACACGGCAAUGGAAACGGGAGAAUCGAAUUGAAGCGCUUUACAAUUCCGAUGAUUUGGCGAGACAUAUGGCCAAUCAUGUGAUGAACCAAAAUCCCGCUCUCUCAGUAACGUAUAUAUCAACACCCGACCUAAUGCCCCGGGGCCUCUGGCGAGACCCCUACAGGAUAUAUGCCACUAUCUUCUCUCAGGCUAGUAGAGUGCUUUUUCUAGUCACAGAGUCGGAUCAGGAUGAAUUUGAAGACUUUUUCGAAAAUCAUCUUCUGCAUUUCUUUAAGCAACUCCAAAGCCACCGAAGCUUCAGCGAAUGGAAUACGCGAUUUAUUGUGGUAGUCAUGGGCGACUUCGAGUUACCCGCUGUCCUCUGUGGCGAAAAUCCACCUUGCGAGGUUGUGAGGUUUCGUGAAAUUGGAUGGUUUCGAGACAGUAUUGCCCUGAUGAUGCUCUAUCAGAAGAUCAAAGGUAAUUUUGGUUUACAUUGA